AUGAACCUCCGUGUCAUUGAUUCUAUGGCAACCAGUCACUGGUUUGCUGACAGUCGCAGCAAAAGAUUGAAAGACUAUCAAUUCCUUGAAAACAAAGUCAUGAUCCAAAUGAAGCAAAACAGUGCCAGCAUACCAAUACUCACAGCAAUUAUAGCUGUUCAGGAGAGUAGAAAAGCAAUACAGCAAGCCAACGACGUCAAUUACUACCGUGUCGCAAUGCUGACAAACUACGGGGCUUUGUCAGUCUUUGCAACGGUGUAUAUUCCACCAUCAUUCGUUGCCGGCGUUUUUGGUAUGAAUGUAGCGGAACUCAAUUCUGGAAUUGGUGUCGAUAUUUGGCUAUACUUUGCUAUCAGCAUACCUGUCACGAUAGCAUCAAUGGUUCUAGUAUGGAAAUGGGAAUGGUUGACAAGAAAAGUUAAAAACUUUCGAAUCAGACCUAAUAAUAACUCCAGCCCGAGAAAAACCGUUCCAGUAGCUCUUUUCUCCGUGGGUAGAAUGACAACCGGAAUCGGAAAGCCGAGAGAUAUUCAGAUUGACCAUGAUUUGGAGAAAUGUGUCACUGGCACUCGGACGUAG
Molecule: messenger RNA, 579 nt
Organism: Botrytis fragariae
Lineage: Eukaryota; Fungi; Ascomycota; Leotiomycetes; Helotiales; Sclerotiniaceae
Exons: 2
Coding region: 1-579 (192 amino acids)
Biological process (GO): transmembrane transport; metal ion transport
Cellular component (GO): membrane
Molecular function (GO): metal ion transmembrane transporter activity
Source: RefSeq, a predicted model, not a curated record